Megachile rotundata (alfalfa leafcutting bee) is the source of this 1970-nucleotide messenger RNA. RefSeq lists its product as uncharacterized. Lineage: Eukaryota; Metazoa; Arthropoda; Insecta; Hymenoptera; Megachilidae. The record is from RefSeq and is a predicted model, not a curated record. Gene Ontology annotation, molecular function: CoA-ligase activity.
UCGACAAGAAAACAAGGAAAAUAUUUUGUGUCUAUCAAUAAAAGUAAUAUAACGAACGGACCAAGUUACAACGCGCAUAGUAAUCAGAUUAUGGCGAACUUCACCGUCGAGAACAACAUUCUUAUUGGCAAAGAACUGGAAUAUCCUGAGACGUAUCAAAAUGCCGGGGACAUACUUCUCGAAAUUUUUCAAAAAAAACCGGACCAAAUAGGACAGAUAGAUGCUGUUACGGGGAAGACGGUUACGUACAAAGAAAUGAGGGAGAAAGUGAUCAAGUGUGCAAUCUGGUUGGAACAACAAGGAAUCAAACAAGGAGACGUGGUGGCGAUUUGCACCUCUUGCUGUUUCGACAACUAUAUUCCCUUCCUGGCAUCUAUAUGUAUCGGUGCUAUUUGCGCGCUGGAAUAUCACGAAUUACCUACACGUGUCUUCCGCCAUUUCUUGAGCACGGUUUCCCCAAACAUUAUUUUCUUGCACGAAUUCGCAACGAAGAAUCUGAUGGCUGCCGAAAACGAAUUAAACACGAAAAUACAGAGAAUAUUGUUCGAAGACGGGGUCCGUAACGAAGUAUCCCUCGCUGAUAUUUUGUCGAAAAUAUCGUUGUCCGAGGUAGAGAAAUUCCGUUGCGCAAAAAUCGAAGACCCGAAUCAGGUUGUCAUGUACAUCGGCACCUCUGGUUCAACCGGCGUUCCGAAACUGGCAAAAUUCACUCACCUAUCCCUCAAAGCGAUGCUGAAUCCAGCAUAUAGCGUUUCCAUAAAGGAUAAGAUUUCUAUGUGUAUAGCGGGGUUACGAUGGAUGUAUGCUAUCCUAUUCAUAAUGAGCGCGUUUCGCGGUAAUUCGACAAGAAUCAUCGUAGAAGAUUACAAGGAUGCGAAAUAUUACGGUGAAAUGAUGAAGAAGCAUAAGGUGGAAUAUUACGGAGCGGACACGAACCAGGUUAGACAAAUCUACAAACUAGACUUGAUAGACCUGUAUCGUUCGACGAGCCUGAAGAUCAUCCGUUUUGGUGGCUCUUCGUUCGGUCGAGAGAUGCACCAGAAAAUAAAUGAACUUUUACCGAACAUAGAGUUUCUGCAAUUGUACGGUUCGACCGAUGUUGGGAAUUGCAUGGCCACGCAAAUCGAUAAAAACGGUAAACCUGGUGGUUGCGGUUACGUUCGAGCAGGUGUUAAAAUCAAAAUUGUGAACACGGAAACUGGAGAAAUAUUGGGUGCAAAUAGACAGGGAGAGAUUUGCGCGAUGACUGACACGCAAAUGAAAGGAUAUCUGAACAAUCCUGAGAUGACCAACAAGACUAUCGAUUCGGAAGGAUGGAUCCACACAGGAGACAUCGGUUACUACGACGACGACGGAGAACUGUUCAUAGCUGGCAGAAUGUCAGAAUUUAUCAACUACAAUGACGCUUGCCUAUCCGUAACGGAAAUGGAAAGUGUUCUUGAGCGACAUCCUGCGGUGUAUAGAGCGGCGGUGGUAGCUAUCCCGGCUGAAGUCGAGGGCGAAGUUCCGGUUGCCUUCGUGAUCAAAGUGCCGAACAAGGAGGUGACUGUCAACGAACUGAUGACACAUUUUCAAAAUAACAUACCCGACUAUUACUUUCUGAGCAAUAUAAUGUUCGUGGAUAAAUUUCCGACCACCACUACCGGGAAAGUGUCUAAAAACGAUUUAAAACAACUGUUGUACUAAACUGCUGAAUAACAUUUGUUUUUGCCUCUCGAUUAUGGAUCCACAAAAUGCACGCGUUGUUUUUUUUCCGCGAAUAAGCGCUGGUGUAGAAAUGUUUUUUAACGGAAAAAAAUCUUGUCGGGGAAAUGUUUCUAUUUUCCAUUCGCGCGUUUCGUAUUCAACGAUUUUCAAGCGGAGAAUAAAGCAACGAAAUACGGCGGAGCAAGGAAAAUAGAAGAGAAUCGGUAAUACGAAGGUACAAAACGUAACAAUACAACGUUUAUGCGUUGUGAUUCGAUUUACCG